AUGGCGUUGUUGCUUCUACUGGCGAUGCUGACAGCAUGUGCGGCUACUCCUCAAGAUAUGUCUGGUAAAAUGUUUACCUUCCCACAAGCGACUAACACAGCUCAUGUUAGGCUGACUACAUCGAGACAGAGCUUGAGUGCUGUGACCGUCUGUCUGAGAACCUUCACGGACCUGACUAGAGAUCAUGCACCAUUCUCUUUAGCCACACCCACUGCCCACAAUGACUUCCUGAUUUACAGACAAGCAGCAAACAAUCGGAUCAACAUAUAUGCCAGGAACACUGGUGUAAAUUUUGAAGGACUGGACUACGAGACAAACACGUGGCACUCACUUUGUUCUACAUGGGACUCUGGAACUGGUUUGGGGCAAAUCUGGUUGGAUGGAAAGCCCUCCAGUAGGAAGUUCAUCAGCUCUGGAUCAAGCAUCAGUGGGCCAAUUAUCAUUGUUUUGGGACAGGACCAGGACUCUCAUGGCGGGGCGUUUGAAAUCACCCAGUCAUUUGUCGGCAUGAUGUCAGAUGUCCACAUGUGGAACUACACUCUCUCCCCCUGUGAGAUCAAAGGCUACACAGAAGAGUUAUUCUUCACUCCAGGGAAUGUGCUUAACUGGGGGGCGCUGUCAUUCCAGACCAACGGAAGAGUCCUGAUAGAAGAUAAACAAAGGGGCUGUUUGUAAACUUUUAUAACAAACCUUUUAGUUAAUUGUGGAGAGCAGCUGGCAGACCAUUAUCCCAUAUUUUGGAAUAGCCCAAACAUCAAGUCAUAUUGCGGGGAGUGAUUAAGGCAUGGAAAGAAUUACUUUCUCACUAAACCUAAGAGCAGAUUUUUUUUGCAAUACUGUAAAAAAAGGAAUUGUGUAUAUAACAUUGAAUGACUAACAAACCCCUAUUGACUGUAUUUUUACUAUUAUAACAUAAGGAAGUGUAUAUGACCUACUGUUUCUGUUCUUACUGAGCUGUGUUGUCUAUUAAUGCCUAUUUACAAAAGUUGUUAAAAAAAAGUGUAAAAAAAAAAAUGUCAGUUAAUAUCAAGUUUAACUAUCAGAAAUAGCUUAGACAUUUCCAUAUGACUCCAGAAUUUUGUUCCAUUUUCUUUCAUAUUGUAAAGUAUUGGACGGUGUUAUCACAAGCGUAUACUGUGCUCUUGCAUCAAAAAAAGUAUAAAAUAUCCAUGUGUAUAUUUCACUGAUAAAUCCCUGGUGAAUUCUUCAUGAUUUUCUUUUCAUAAUAAACAGU
Messenger RNA from Notolabrus celidotus (New Zealand spotty), 1234 nucleotides. RefSeq names its product C-reactive protein-like. The transcript is spliced from 4 exons. The record is from RefSeq and is a predicted model, not a curated record. The coding region runs from base 1 to 675 and encodes 224 amino acids. NCBI's taxonomy places the organism in Eukaryota, Metazoa, Chordata, Actinopteri, Labriformes, Labridae.